GAAAGUAUUUUUACCAGGAAGGCUAAAUUCGAUUGGAUCAUUUAGCCAGAAGCUUGUCAAGCUUGUCCAAUCAGACCUAUGAUUUCAUUCUUGUAGAUAAAAACGUGUCACUUAAAGUUAACCAGAUUUUACUGGAAAAUUUAUGAAUUUUAUCCAUUCUUUUCCUCCAUUCCAGCCACAUAUUCCAAACCAUUCAACUAAUUCGACACGAGAAUAUUUCCUACAAUAAAAUGUACCCCACCGAUUCACAAGGAAGCGAAGAAGGCCGACUUGCUGCCGUCCAACGCCACCAAUCUCGAUACAAGGCGGCCUCCACGGCGACCAGGAAUGCCGCGCGGCUCAAGCGCCUGGCCGAGCUGAACGAGAAAGCGGAACGUUUAGGGAUUCGGGACGGAUGUCCGCUGGGCAGUACCAUGGCGUCAGAAGAAGGAGCAGUACUUCCCCUCACCAGUUCUGGAAACGAUGGGAGGUUAGAUGAUGAUGCGCUUCGAGCUCGAUGGGCUGCUAGGAUGCAGGAGCAGUACAACGAGACAAAUAAUACGGGACGACCAGAGGGAGAAACUUCGGGAGAUCUUGGUGCCAGUACCAGUCAGCAAAGCGUUCAAGAUCGUUCCGUGGACGGAGAAAAUUACGAGAUAAAAGGUCUUUGUCCAAAGCAUAUUGCCGUCUUGGAAGAAAAAGUUGCACAAAUAAGGACCCCCCCGGAUGUCGCCGUCUUGCAGAAAAAUUCGAGGCGUUUGAGCAAGAUAAAAAAUAAACUUUCGAUCAUUAAGGCUCAGAACUUGACCACAAUAGGUCUCCAAUCUUUCGAACACCUCGUACAACGGGAGAUCACCCUUCUCAACAAAGUCACCAACCUCCUGACCUCUCACCAACGUGCGUUAUCCGCCCUGGAAAGGAUCGAGGUAGAAGGUCCCCUCCUCCGAGAAUGGAUGUCCCGAGCAAUCCAAACCUUCCAAAGCAGAGAAAAUCUCGUCCCCACGAUCCUCAACGAGUGGGACGAAGCUAAAAAGAAGAUCAAAAAGCUUUCGCAGCAUGGCAAAGAUUUGAAACUAUUCUGCGCCGAAGGUUUCAUCGAGUCGAAUAAAUUCACGACUUUAAUUAACCAAUUAAAAACGGACUGGAGGAAAUUGAAGGGGUUUAAAGAAGUUUAUUUCGCUCGAGAUAAAAAGAUUUUAUGCUCAAUUUGUGUCGGACAAGAUGUGGAUUUCGUUUUGAUGUGUGGACACCCCUUUUGUGGAAACUGUAUACAGCAGAUGACGCGUUGUGCGACGUGUCGCGAACCGAUUACUGGGAUGAUUAAGAUUUAUUGGCAAUUGUAAAUAUGGUGCAGCCCCAGUACUAAUAAUUUAUUUAUACUUUCAAAUUUCCAAUACUUGCAAAUUAAAUAAGUUAAAUAAAGUCAAAUAAUUACAACUGAUUAAUCGAUAUGAAUGUAAUCUGAUGAAUUUUUUCUAAAAGUUACGCAGUACAAACAAAAGAUUAAAUUUGGUGCGAACUUCUUUAAGAACUUUUGAGCGAAGGUAAUAUAUAAGAGUAAAUACAUGUUGAGUUUUGUGCUGCUACAAUUAACAACUAUUUAACGAAUUUGAAUAUUUUUUAGUGAAACCGAAUAAAGAGGUGCAAAAUA
Molecule: messenger RNA, 1630 nt
Organism: Folsomia candida
Lineage: Eukaryota; Metazoa; Arthropoda; Collembola; Entomobryomorpha; Isotomidae
Exons: 6
Coding region: 231-1322 (363 amino acids)
Source: RefSeq, a predicted model, not a curated record